Amphibalanus amphitrite is the source of this 3627-nucleotide messenger RNA. RefSeq lists its product as uncharacterized. The transcript has 3 exons. Gene Ontology annotation, biological process: proteolysis; DNA integration. Bases 1 to 3627 code for a protein of 1208 amino acids. Lineage: Eukaryota; Metazoa; Arthropoda; Thecostraca; Balanomorpha; Balanidae. Gene Ontology annotation, molecular function: nucleic acid binding; aspartic-type endopeptidase activity. The record is from RefSeq and is a predicted model, not a curated record.
AUGGAUCCAACGGGCAUGCAGCUGGUGUCUGCGGGGCCGUACCGGGCAGGCACGGACUUCGAGAAAUGGCUGCGAGCGUUGGAGCGCUACAUGGUCGCCAUGGACAUCCAAGGGCCUACCAGACGGUGCGCCGUGCUGCUACACCUGGUCGGGCCUGACAUAGCCGAUGUCAGCGACUCCCUGCCGGAAGAGGAGGCAGAAGGACCGGAGGAAGACGAGUUCACCCGGCUAAAAAGGAAGUUGGUACGGUACCUGGUGCCAAGGAAUAACGUCGUGGCUGAGCGAGGGAAAUUCCAAGGAAUGACAAUGGAGCCGGAGGAAAGCCUGGAGGAGUUCCUGGCCAGGCUACGGGCCCAAAUCCUGCGCUGCGGCUACGAGCCGGCGCAGGUGAACCGGGAGCUGCGAGACCGCUGCGUCCUGGGCAGCCGAGGCGAGCUGCAGCGGAAGCUGGUGAGGGAAGCGGCGCUGAAGGGCGACGACCUCAACCUGGAGGAUGUCCGGCGGACGGCACGCGCCCACCGGGACGUCAUGGACCUGACGACGCGGCUGUCUGGGGCGCCGGCGCCGGCCGAGACGGACGGGGAGGCAGUUCACCUGGUGCGACGCCCGCAGCGGACGGAGAGGCGUGACUGCGGCAAACAGCGAACUGGCGUGAAGCUGGUUCAGGACGGCGACCAGGCUGACUGGCAAGUCAGCGCCGUGCAGCCAGCCGCAGCUGAGUGGGCGACGGUCAGGGUGAACGGCCAGGAGUUCACCAUGCUGAUCGACACUGGCUCGCCGGUGACUAUAAUCAGCGCGGAGACUCACAUCCCCGGUCUGACGCUGCGGCCGAGUGAGCUGCACCUCACCUCAUUCACCGGCCAGCAAAUCCGUCUGCGAGGCGAGGCCGACGUCAACGUGGAGACGGACGGCCGAGCGACACGGCUGCGACUCGUCGUGUCCGACAUGGGCUCUCACCGACCUCUCAUGGGACGAGAGUGGAUCAAGGCGCUGAGGACGGCGUCGGGUCUGGAGACGCUGAACGUGUGCCCGGUGGCGCCUCAGCCGACGCUGAAGGAGGUGAUGGACAAACACCGUGAGGUGUUUAAAGAAGAACUGGGCAGAAUCCCGGUGAAGGUGGCGCUCAGACUGAAGGAAGGCGCCAAACCGGUCUAUCGACGCGCCAGACCGGUGCCGUUUGCGCUACAGCAAGAUAUCGAGCGGGAGCUCGACAAGUGGCUGGAUCAAGGGAUCGCCGAGAAGGUGCCUCCUGGACACUUCUCCGGAUGGGGUACGCCGCUCGUACCCAUCCCCAAGAAGGACGGCGUGCGGCUGUGCGCGGACUAUCGGAUCACGGUGAACCCGCAGCUGCAGCCUCUGAAGUAUCCGAUGCGCACGCCGGAGGAGCUAUUCGCCAGCAUCCGAGGGAAAAAGUUCUGCAAGCUGGACUGCAGGAACGCCUAUCUCCAGUGCGAGCUGGACGAAGAGAGCCGAGAGAUGACCACCGUGACCACACACCGUGGUGCGAUGCGGAUGAACCGUCUCCCGUACGGGAUCAGCACCUGUGGAGCGCAGUUCCAGGCGAUCAUGGACCAGGUGCUGGAUGGUCUUCCAGGAGUCGUCUGUUACCUGGACGACGUGCUGAUCGGCGCCGACAGUGACCGUGAGCUGAUGGACAGGCUGGACCGGGUGCUGGAGCGGCUGAAGGACAACGGCGUCCGCCUCAAGAAAGAGAAGUGCCAGUUCGGAGUCCGAGAAGUGGUGUAUCUCGGUUGGCGACUGUCUGAGGCGGGUCUGCGCCCGGUGCAAGAGAAGACGGCGGCCGUCAUAGCAGCACCUGACCCUCGGAACGUGCAGGAGCUGCGAUCUCUGAUCGGGUCAGUCAGCUAUUAUCAGCGGCUGCUGCCCAACCUGUCUACCGUGCUAGCGCCGCUCUACGCGCUACUGAAGACGGGCGUCAAAUGGGCAUGGACGGCGGAGUGCGCCGCGGCAGUGCGCCGUGUGAAGGACAUGCUGUCCACGGCGCCGGUCCUGAUGCGGUACGACCCCGUGCUGCCGCUGCGGCUCGUCACGGACGCCAGUGCGACAGGCGUCGGAGCGGCUCUGAUGCAAGUGACGCCCGAGGGGCUCGAGAGGCCGGUACAGUACGCCUCCCGAACGCUCACUCCGACGGAGAGGAAGUACGCCCAGGUGGAGAGGGAAGCCGCAGCCGUCUCGUUCGGAGUGCGGCGGUUCCACCAGUUCCUGUUUGGUCGGCCGUUCACCCUGGUGGUCGACAACAGGACGCUCUCCAGGAUCCUGAACCCGGACCGUGAGCUGCCCUCUCUGGCGGCGGCUCGCAUGCAAAGGUAUGCGCUGCAGCUCGCGGCGUACCAGUACAAGAUCGAGCUGCGCCGGACGGAGGACAUGAGGCUGGCGGACACGAUGUCCCGUCUGUCGGUGCCGGACGAGGCGGAGAACCGGCUGUCGGCAGAAGAGGAGGCGGCGUACGGCGGAGGCGGCGUAAUGUUCAUCGCCGAACAGGGGCCGUGUCUGACCGCGCAGCAGAUAGCAGUGGCCACGCGCCGAGACCCGGUGCUCGCCCGCGCUCUGGCGGCGGUGCGAUCGGGCUGGCCGACGGUGGUGGACCCGGACCUGGCUCCCUUCAAGAAUCGCCGAGAGGAGCUGACGACCGAGGCCGACUGUCUGCUCUGGGGCGGCCGAGUCGUCAUCCCGAGCAACCUGCGCGACACCGUCAAGCGGGAGCUGCAUGAGGGUCACUUCGGCUGCACUCGCAUGAAGCAGCUGGCGAGGCGCUUUGUGUGGUGGCCGGGACUCGAUGCUGAGCUGGAGGCGCUGGCUCGCGGGUGUCAGGCGUGCGUCUCAAAGCGAGCUGAGCCGCCGCAGGCGACACGGCACCCGUGGGAGCCGACGGACGGCCCGUGGCAGCGGGUGCACUCCGACUUUGCUGGGCCGAUGCUGGGCCAUUCCUUUUUGAUAAUGGUCGACAGCUACACAAAAUGGAUCGAAGCUGUGCCGAUGAAGACGACGGCGGCCCGGACGGUGGCCGUGAUGCGCGAUAUUUUCGCCCGUCUGGGACUGCCAGUGCAACUGGUGACCGACAACGGCCCGCAGUUCGCCAGUCAGGAGUUCGCGGCGUUUGUGCGGUCAAACGGCAUUCGUCACACUCGUGUCGCGCCGCACCACCCCUCGUCCAACGGACUGGCGGAGAGAGCAGUCGGCACCGUCAAGAACGCGCUCCGAGUCUGCGCGGCGGCCGGUGGGGGAGUGGACCUCUCUCUGUCACGCGCGCUCCUGGCGUACAGAGUGACGCCCCACGCCGCGACUGGACGGACUCCCGCUGAGAUGCUGUUCGGGCGGAACCUACGCACUCGGAUGAACCUCAUGGUUCCGAGCGCCGAGACAGCUCUGCAGGCGGCUCGGGACCGGCAGCGUGAGACGGCCGGCGGACGGAGCAGGGAAUUCGCCGUGGGAGCUACAGUGUGGGCCCGCUCGUAUGACGGUCGUCAGAAGUGGGUCCGCGGCACGGUGGUCGCCCGCCCCGGUCCCGUGUCGUAUGAAGUGGACGUGGGACACGUGAUCUGGUCGCGCCACGUUGACCAGCUGUUGGCGGCGGCGGCUGACCCAGGGAACAACGCCGGCGGCUGA